UUGAUGCUGUUUGGUUUAAAAGGGUGGGGUUGCUGAAAAUGUCGCGAUUGCGCCUGCUCGGUGUGAAGUCUAGGGGAGUGUACUGCCUAUAGGCGCAGACCGAUGGUUUAAAUCCUACACAUGCGUAUUGGAUUUCGGGGUUCAAGGGAAUACGCCAUAUUGGAAACACUGUAUAGUUUAGCUAACAGUUUAUAGCUAGCGGGGUAAAAGGGCCACUAAUUGAUUCCCGUUGGUUGUGGCGUUUGGCAAUUCUUCAUUUUCCCUACAGUUUCGCGCAACCCAGUUUACAGGCAGAUUCUGUCGGUCCGGAAUCGCACUCGUCCGCUUGAACGGGGGCAGAAGGCGUUCAUUUGCUUGACAGGGCUGAUAGAAAGAGAAGUUGAAUGGAUCCGAGGGUCGCUUGGAUUCAGCCGGAACAGAAAGGUCCUGCGAACGCUUUAUGGAUGCGUGUGUGGGAAACGUCUCAGGUAAACCGGAUCAACACAGGUCAGCACCAUAACCACCAUCACAACAUUUGUGUCAAUUCUCCGGCGUUUGACGUUUUUAAGAAUGUAGCGACCGCCGUUCGCAAUAGCGGCGGUAUCCCUUCCUCCGCUCCAUCCAGCAGCCAUCAUCAGAGCAAUGCAAAUUACAGCACGAACAUUAAACACGGCACCGCAAACCCGGGCUUUGCAACGUUACCGAACAGCGGCAGCCAUCAGGGCUUAGCGGCUCAUGCGCUAAAUGGAAACGCCGGGAAGGUUGGUACGGGAGCCGGUGAAAUGCCCCAAAAGACUGGCUCGGUUUCGUCGUCAGCGGAUUCGAACUGCUCUAAAAUAAGGACUACAAGCUCUAAUACGAUCGUCGGGAUUAUGAACAAGGGUGGCACACAUCUGCCUUUUAGUUGCAGCGAAAGCUUGCUGAAUAACGUCAACCACCACCAUCAUCACCCUCCGCAUCCUCAUUUACGGCAUUUUCACCAAGAACAGCAGCAGCAAUGUUUCCAGCAGAACUGCGUGAAGCGACACCCGUCUCAUCCGCCAGUGAGCCAUCACCACCAUCACCCGGGCCGAAGGAAAAGCGAUAAUAAGGCCAGCACCUACGGGAUAAACUACUUGCUUUCCAACUGUACCAAUGGCAAUUAUGUCAGCUCCGGCACGCCGUGGAAGACGAGGAAAUAUAACCCCGGAGUUGACGGGCUCCAUGAGGAGAUCAUGGACUUCUACAAUUUCAUGUCUCCUCGUCCUGAAGAGGCCACCAUGAGGCAGGAGGUUGUGGCAAGAAUUGAGUCGAUCAUCAAAGAGUUGUGGCCGUCUGCUGAUGUCCAAAUAUUUGGCAGCUUUAGCACUGGACUCUAUCUCCCAACCAGUGACAUUGACCUGGUGGUGUUUGGGAAAUGGGAGAAACCUCCCCUGCAGCAACUGGAGCAGGCCCUCAGAAAACACAGCGUGGCAGAGCCCUACUCCAUCAAAGUUCUCGACAAAGCCACCGUACCGAUCAUCAAACUGACCGAUCAGGAGACAGAAGUGAAGGUGGACAUCAGUUUCAAUGUGGAGACAGGCAUCAAAGCUGCUAGCUUCAUCAAAGAAUAUGUGAAGAAGUAUACCGUGCUGCCUUAUUUAAUCUUCGUGCUGAAACAGUUCCUCCUACAGCGAGACCUCAAUGAAGUCUUCACAGGAGGGAUCAGCUCCUAUAGUCUCAUCCUGAUGGUCAUCAGCUUCUUGCAGUUGCACCCACGAAUUGAUGCUAGGAAUCCCAAUAUAAACCUUGGGACUCUGCUCAUUGAGUUCUUCGAGCUGUAUGGAAGACACUUUAACUACUUGAAGACAGGUAUCAGGAUAAAGAACGGUGGAGCUUACAUGGCUAAAGAAGACAUUAUGAAGGCUAUGAGCAAUGGCUACAGGCCCUCUAUGCUUUGUAUUGAGGACCCACUCCUGCCAGGUAAUGAUGUGGGCAGGAGCUCCUACGGGGCCAUGCAGGUGAAAGAGGCAUUUGACUACGCUUAUAUAAUUCUGGGUCACGCCGUCUCACCUCUUGCACGCUCCUACCCCAACAAAGACAGUGACAGCACUUUGGGACGCAUAAUCAAAGUCACACAGGAAGUGAUCGACUACAGGGAGUGGAUUAUAAAGAAGUGGGGAGGCAGACAGAACUCCCGCAUGGAGAGGAAUUCAGGUCCAGCCCAUAAAGACCCGGUGGAGCAGGUGGGGUCUGGCCCACUGCUGGGUGUCGGUGGGGAAGAUCAGCAGCAGAGGGACUCUGUGUCCCCUCAAAGCGCAGACUCACCCAUGUCCCUCUCCAGCCCUCAGCAGCACUCCUCAGCCUCCUCCUCAUCUUCACUUUCAGGCAGCGACAUUGACUCUGACUCCACACCGUAUGUUGCUCCACCUGUAGCCCCCUUCCCUCUCCAGAUUCUGACUCCGGGCCCCCUGCCGCCAGCUCUUCAGGUAGGCCCUGGCAAAGUCAGCAUCACGGCUGCGCUCUCCAUGCCUCCAGCCACCCAGGCGAGAGUGUCCAUACCAGGAAAUCUUUCAAUCCACGCUUUACCUGGCAGACAGGUGUGUAUGGCAGAUGGACCACCCCCAUACAACAUGCCCCCUCCUGCAGUUCCCCAAGCUCCCCCCAGCCCUCUACCUAGUCCCCACCACCACCAAAAGACAGGUCCCAAGUUCCCUCUGAAGGGCUACCCCGCUGUAGUGCACAGUCCCGUCCUGUCCAACCGAGGCCACUUUCAGUACAACCGCAACACCUGGCGCCGCAGAAAGAGGGACAGUCUGCCGGCCAGCGUCAGCAGAUAAAGACGCCCCGCGCCCCCUGGACCCUUUACCUUCCACUCGCUUUGUUUUCCACACCUCUGGUCCAGUCUUUAAAUGAUGAGAACUCAUCAAGUGCUCCUGCAGAUGGUGUGAGCACAGAGAGACCAGCGUUUGAAACCCAGCUCCUCGUUUGGUAGUUGUGGUUAUGGUGGUGCUAAGUACUUCAGUCUGCCGCUGAAUCUGUGCAUGUGUAUGUUGAACUGUUUUUGACCCGUGCAAUCUUCCCGAGGAAGCUUCGAGGAAACUUUUCCGUUCGUGCGCUCCAUGGUGAAAAGCUGGUGUUUUGUGUGUCAUGCGACUUGUUUUCUGUGUCUUCACGUGUUUCAUUGGGGACACGCUUCACGUGUGGGAAGAUAUCGAUUCAGUGGAAUUUAAGUGUUAUUCGUUGUUUGGGGAUAAGGAUAUGUGUUUCUAAGGUGAACGCCACUUUUGAUUGUGUAUGUAUGUCUCCGGCUUCACAUCCUGCACUGUUGAUGCUUCCAGAGUCUCCACCAUAUCGACCUUUACGUUUUUGUGCAAUAACUUGUUUAUUUUGUGUUUCGUUCACUCUGGAAACAUGGGGUUCUGUGUCUAGCAGUUCUGUCUUGUUUGUUUUUGUACAGAAACGUUUUUAUUUUUGUAAGGUUUUUAAUUUUGGUUAUGGUUUACAGAUCCUGUCAGACAGGCUCCUUAAGGAAAGAGUCUGUUUUAAACGUGAAACUGUUUUUGACUAAAGAGAAUUUAUAUUCCCUGUUGCCCUUUUUCUUAAAAUGGGUUGCAUCUGGAUUAGACGGAGUUGAAGUGGCAGAUCUUGCAAAAUGACUUUCCGCUCUUGCCUCUAGGUGACGCCAUUUCACACGUAUUCCUGUCUUUAUGAUGGUUAUGUGGCAUUGAGGCUCUCACAGUAGCGUAGAUUCAGAACCAGAUCCAGGCCAGAAAACUGUGGUGUUGGAGAGAAAUGAGCCCGUUGGAAAUUUGCCGCAGAAAUGGCGUGAAUGAGCAUUGACUUAAGUGUAUAUAUGUGCGUGUGUGUCCGUCCUUUUUAAAUUGCUAUAGGUGAGAGAAAGGUAAGAGAAAGAUUAGACGUUUUUAGGGAAGCUCUAAAGAACGCGCGAGACUUCAGAUCAGUGCAGCUUUAUGCAAGGUGCCCUAAUCGGACCUUUUCGACUUCUGCACGGGCACCCAAACCGGACUUGUGGAGAAAGGGAAUUAAUUUUGAUUCCUUUCUGGGAUCUUUGUGCAUUUAUUGACAGGUACUUACUGCUAACAUAUGCCUUUUUGGUAAAGACCUAUUCCUGUACUGUAUCGUAUAGAAUUUUUUCUGUUUGGAUAUGGCACACUACAACUGUAUCGCUGUUGCUCGGAACAUCACAGGCAUACAGGUUAUUUUUACUAUGCAAGUGGAGUUUUGAAAAUUUCUUCCCGUCUCCCACACGACAGCCAUCGCUUGGAAAUCUUUUCGAGAGACUCAACCGGAGCAAUGGACCCGGGUCUGGGGGAGCCAAGCUGCCUCAGUGUACAUGAGGCCAGCUCCCGUAUGCAAGUUCAGUCUGUUUUAAGGGGAAAGAAAACAACCAGACGUCUUGUUUGGAAUAUCCAGACUGAAAAAUCUCUGCAGCCCAAGUAUUUCCUUCAGCCGGAUCACGGAUAAACCGGACUGCUGCUGUUACAAUGCUACAACCAUGUUAAUGGCAACUGACAAAAACAGACUUUGAAUGCCUCCUGCACUCUAUAUGGAAUGACUUUGAUUCGUCACAAACGUACGUGUUUUAAGUCAUAUCUGAUACGGAGACUCUGAGCUAAAAUGAGCUACAGGAUUGUCCUUGUAACUCUCGCCUGCCUAUCAACGCAAUAGGGCAAAUGUGAUUCUAAUAGCAGUUUCUGCUUUUAGGUAGAACCAGCAUCUUUUGCAGCGUGGGUCAGACAUUGAGGCGACUCCUUCCAUCCCCUUUUUAAGGACUCUGUGUGUAGUUAUUGAUGGUUUGCCUAAACGAAUGACCCCCCCUCUCUUUUUCCCGUGUGAAUCUGUGGAGAUGUGUUGGAAAAUUGGAAGUGUAUCACUCUGUAAUGGUUUAACCUUUUUGGUGAUGUACUGCUAGAUACGGUGUGACACUCAUAGAUGAAUAUCAAUGACUGAUUUUAAAUGUAACCCCUUUUUUGCUGACGUCUGUUAUGUCACAGUGGCCAAAAGCACUCCUUUACUCUUCAAUACUUAAACAGAAAGCCCUCAAUGUGGCCGCCCAGCAUCCAAGAGGUUAGGAGAUUUUUUUUUUUCUUCAAUAUUUUUAUGUAAUUUUUUUUCUAUUUUAUUUUUUAAAUAAACAUCUUAAAAACGU
Messenger RNA from Triplophysa dalaica, 5110 nucleotides. It is a transcript of the gene tent4a, whose product is annotated as terminal nucleotidyltransferase 4A. Gene Ontology annotation, cellular component: nucleolus; TRAMP complex. Gene Ontology annotation, biological process: RNA 3'-end processing. The transcript has 13 exons. The coding region runs from base 384 to 2777 and encodes 797 amino acids. The record is from RefSeq and is a predicted model, not a curated record. Gene Ontology annotation, molecular function: poly(A) RNA polymerase activity; mRNA binding. Lineage: Eukaryota; Metazoa; Chordata; Actinopteri; Cypriniformes; Nemacheilidae.